ACUUCCAGCGAAAGCCCGCGUCGGAGGGCGACGGUCCGCGCGAGCCACAACAGCGCGGAUCUUCAGGCAGGCGGCUGGCUCUGCACCAGCGCAAGUGCGGCUGGAGCUCUCGGAGAGCAGCUAGGCUGCAGGGCGCCCCCGCAAACCGCAGCUCUCAGCUUCAGCGCCUCCAAAAGCUCGCGGUCAGCGCAAAGGGACGUAGAGGCUCCUCCGUGCCCCAGGCCGCGGAGAGCAGCCGCCGGCGAUGCUUUUGUCCAGCCCGGGCCGAGCCAGCGCGCAAAGAGCGCCCAACCAGCCGACUCUCCGCGCCGCCUCCCGCCAGCCCGCGCUCCGGCUUUGUGCAAGAUUCUCCCGGCACAGAACUGCCCGCAGCACUCGAGCACCAAAGGGUCAUCGCGCCCUCCGCCAGCCGGAGCCGUCUGGAUGGGCACCACGGCCGUGCGCCGGAGGCCACGAGGGACCCAGAGCGAGAGCGGGCGGUGAAAGAAGCCACUAGGCCGAGGCGGUCGGAUGCGCUCUGCGAGGGAGCUCCGAGCCGAUCGCAAGGACUGCCAGCUUCCAUCCACCCCCCAGGGCCCUCGCCUCCAGCCUCAGCCGAGCGCUGAGCUCAGAUUUGGAAACAAACGCCCUAGCUCUCCCGGCUUCCCACAACUCUAUCUUGCGAAAGUUGGUGUGUUCCCUGUCCUGUGGACUCCCACCUCCAGCUCUUGGCAGAAGACUUUAACCAAGGGCGGUGAGCAGAUGUGUGAGAUCUUCUAUUCUAGAAGUGGACGUAUAUCCCAGUUCUCAGAGCCCCGUAUUCGAGCCCCGUGGGAUCCGGAGGCUGCCAACCAGCUCCAGCAUGCAGAACAGUCACAGCGGAGUGAAUCAGCUUGGUGGUGUCUUUGUCAACGGGCGGCCACUGCCGGACUCCACCCGGCAGAAGAUCGUAGAGCUAGCUCACAGCGGGGCCCGGCCGUGCGACAUUUCCCGAAUUCUGCAGACCCAUGCAGAUGCAAAAGUCCAGGUGCUGGACAAUGAAAACGUAUCCAACGGUUGUGUGAGUAAAAUUCUGGGCAGGUAUUACGAGACUGGCUCCAUCAGACCCAGGGCAAUCGGAGGGAGUAAGCCAAGAGUGGCGACUCCAGAAGUUGUAAGCAAAAUAGCCCAGUAUAAACGGGAGUGCCCUUCCAUCUUUGCUUGGGAAAUCCGAGACAGAUUAUUAUCCGAGGGGGUCUGUACCAACGAUAACAUACCCAGUGUGUCAUCAAUAAACAGAGUUCUUCGCAACCUGGCUAGCGAAAAGCAACAGAUGGGCGCAGACGGCAUGUAUGAUAAACUAAGGAUGUUGAACGGGCAGACCGGAAGCUGGGGCACACGCCCUGGUUGGUAUCCCGGGACUUCAGUACCAGGGCAACCCACGCAAGAUGGCUGCCAGCAACAGGAAGGAGGGGGAGAGAACACCAACUCCAUCAGUUCUAACGGAGAAGACUCGGAUGAAGCUCAGAUGCGACUUCAGCUGAAGCGGAAGCUGCAAAGAAAUAGAACAUCUUUUACCCAAGAGCAGAUUGAGGCUCUGGAGAAAGAGUUUGAGAGGACCCAUUAUCCAGAUGUGUUUGCCCGGGAAAGACUAGCAGCCAAAAUAGAUCUACCUGAAGCAAGAAUACAGGUAUGGUUUUCUAAUCGAAGGGCCAAAUGGAGAAGAGAAGAGAAACUGAGGAACCAGAGAAGACAGGCCAGCAACACUCCUAGUCACAUUCCUAUCAGCAGCAGCUUCAGUACCAGUGUCUACCAGCCAAUCCCACAGCCCACCACACCUGUCUCCUCCUUCACAUCAGGUUCCAUGUUGGGCCGAACAGACACCGCCCUCACCAACACGUACAGUGCUUUGCCACCCAUGCCCAGCUUCACCAUGGCAAACAACCUGCCUAUGCAACCCCCAGUCCCCAGUCAGACCUCCUCAUACUCGUGCAUGCUGCCCACCAGCCCGUCAGUGAAUGGGCGGAGUUAUGAUACCUACACCCCUCCGCACAUGCAAACACACAUGAACAGUCAGCCCAUGGGCACCUCGGGGACCACUUCAACAGGACUCAUUUCACCUGGAGUGUCAGUUCCCGUCCAAGUUCCCGGGAGUGAACCUGACAUGUCUCAGUACUGGCCUCGAUUACAGUAAAGAGAGAAGGAGAGAGCAUGUGAUCGAGAGAGGAAAUUGUGUUCACUCUGCCAAUGACUAUGUGGACACAGCAGUUGGGUAUUCAGGAAAGAAAGAGAAAUGGCGGUUAGAAGCACUUCACUUUGUAACUGUCCUGAACUGGAGCCCGGGAAUGGACUAGAACCAAGGACCUUUGCGUACAGAAGGCACGGUAUCAGUUGGAACAAAUCUUCAUUUUGGUAUCCAAACUUUUAUUCAUUUUGGUGUAUUAUUUGUAAAUGGGCAUUGGUAUGUUAUAAUGAAGAAAAGAACAACACAGGCUGUUGGAUCGCGGAUCUGUGUUGCUCAUGUGGUUGUUUAAAGGAAACCAUGAUCGACAAGAUUUGCCAUGGAUUUAAGAGUUUUAUCAAGAUAUAUCAAAUACUUCUCCCCAUCUGUUCAUAGUUUAUGGACUGAUGUUCCAAGUUUGUAUCAUUCCUUUGCAUAUAAUUGAACCUGGGACAACACACACUAGAUAUAUGUAAAAACUAUCUGUUGGUUUUCCAAAGGUUGUUAACAGAUGAAGUUUAUGUGCAAAAAAGGGUAAGAUAUGAAUUCAAGGAGAAGUUGAUAGCUAAAAGGUAGAGUGUGUCUUCGAUAUAAUACAAUUUGUUUUAUGUCAAAAUGUAAGUAUUUGUCUUCCCUAGAAAUCCUCAGAAUGAUUUCUAUAAUAAAGUUAAUUUCAUUUAUAUUUGACAAGAAUACUCUAUAGAUGUUUUAUACACAUUUUCAUGCAAUCAUUUGUUUCUUUCUUGGCCAGCAAAAGUUAAUUGUUCUUAGAUAUAGCUGUAUUACUGUUCACAGUCCAAUCAUUUUGUGCAUCUAGAAUUCAUUCCUAAUCAAUUAAAAGUGCUUGCAAGAGUUUUAAACCUAAGUGUUUUGCAGUUGUUCACAAAUACAUAUCAAAAUUAACCAUUGUUGAUUGUAAAAAAAAAACCAUGCCAAAGCCUUUGUAUUUUCUUUAUUACACUAUUUUCUUUUUAACCUUAUAGUGUGGUGUUACAAAUUUUGUUCCCACAUUAGGUUAAUGUCCUAAAUCAAUGGUUACUUUCAUAUAUUCCAUUUUACAACCUGAUGGUCCUCAAAGAAAUAAUUUUUACAGAUAUCAGAAGUUGGUAAUGUAUUGUAAAAAAACCUAAAACAAAACACAGCUAGCUGUAUGUAGGUCUGCAUCCCACAAUGUGUACAGAAAAUAGUAAUAUUUCAAAUUUAUCUAUUUAUUUGAUUUUAAAGCUCAAAGUGUAGAAGUAAUUAAAAAAAUGCAACAAGGGAUUCACUAGGAAUUGUUUUGAAUUAGAGCUGGCAUUUUUAACCUGGGCAACCAAUCCCCACAAUGAUUCCACUACAGUCAUAUUCAAAGGUUGAGUUCUUAAACAAGAUCCUCUGACAGCUGUUGCCAAUCUCAGAUAACCCUUCUUGCUGUCCUGUCUCCCCACUCUUUGCAUAAGAGGCAUCGGCUCCCAUUGAACCCCUCCAGCUGCUCCCAUGUGUGUCUUGCUUUCGGUGCUGUGGUGGGUGGUUGGAGGGUGGAGGGGAUGUUGCAUGUCAAGGAAUAAUGAGCACAGACACACUAAGAGACAACAACAAAGCGGACUGUGACUGGCCGGUGGGAGUUAAAGGCCUUCAGUCAUUGGCAGCUUAAGCCAAACAUUCCCAAAUCUAUGAAGCAGGGCCCAUUGUUGGUCAGUUGUCAUUUGCGAAGAAGCACAGAUCUGAUCAUGUUUAAAGUGGCAGCAUGCAGGGCAGGAGUGCCUGAGCCCAAGCAAUGGAGAGAAAAAAAAGGAAGCUUUUGUUGGUUAGAAAAAGGCCUGCCUGCUAUUUUCUGCCUGUUCUGUGCAACACUUAAGUCACAUAGACACAUUUUCUUCAGCGAGCUUGAGAGAGAGAAACUCUGGGGUCCUGGCCACCUAGAUUAAAAAUACAAGGAGACUCAUCCUAGGGGGAAGGCACUUCACUGACUCCCAACUCUGAGGAUUUUUGGUUUUGUAAAUCGCAAAAGGCAAAUGAUCAGAAAUAAAUUGAUUGGAGGAUUUCAAC
Messenger RNA from Mus musculus (house mouse), 4207 nucleotides. RefSeq names its product paired box 6 (gene Pax6). Bases 842 to 2152 code for a protein of 436 amino acids. Lineage: Eukaryota; Metazoa; Chordata; Mammalia; Rodentia; Muridae. Gene Ontology annotation, cellular component: nucleoplasm; chromatin; transcription regulator complex. The record is from RefSeq and is marked reviewed. The transcript has 13 exons. Gene Ontology annotation, molecular function: sequence-specific double-stranded DNA binding; R-SMAD binding; DNA binding. Gene Ontology annotation, biological process: blood vessel development; spinal cord development; nervous system process.